Molecule: messenger RNA, 2456 nt
Organism: Prionailurus viverrinus (fishing cat)
Lineage: Eukaryota; Metazoa; Chordata; Mammalia; Carnivora; Felidae
Gene: ADAM32
Product: ADAM metallopeptidase domain 32
Exons: 23
Coding region: 74-2353 (759 amino acids)
Biological process (GO): cell adhesion; proteolysis; binding of sperm to zona pellucida
Cellular component (GO): plasma membrane
Molecular function (GO): metalloendopeptidase activity
Source: RefSeq, a predicted model, not a curated record
GCCGCGGCGCCGACCCUAGAGCUCUCCCAACGGCCGCCGCCCCAGUCCACUGUCGGAGCCCCAAAGCCACACCAUGUUCCUCCUAAUGCUGCUGCUUGUUGGGCUCCGCGGCUUGCUGGCAUCAGGACCUGGUUCUCAAAAUCCAUUUUUACAAAUUAUAGUUCCAGAGAAAAUCCAAGAAAAUACAAGUGAUAAUUUGGAACUAGAAAAUGAAUGGAUAUCAUAUAUUAUUACAAUAGACCAGAAGCUAUACACUAUACAUCUUAAGCAAAGGAUGUUUUUAGCACAUAAUUUUAUGGUUUAUGUGUAUAAUCAAGGAUUUAUGAAUUCAUAUCCUUCAGAUGUUCAGGCUCAGUGCUAUUACCAGGGGUAUGUUGAAGGAUAUCCCAAUUCUGUUGUUACACUCAGCACGUGCACUGGAUUGAGAGGAAUACUGCAGUUUGAAAAUGUUUCUUAUGGAAUUGAGCCUCUGGAAUCUGUAGUUGAAUUUCAGCAUCUUAUUUAUAAAUUAAGGGAUGGAAACAAUGAAUUUGCAGCUCUUACCAAAGAUAACCAAGGCAUAGAACAAAACCCAGUGGACUAUAACAUUAUUAUAAGUGAAAAAUCACAAUCAACUGUUCCGGAUUUAAUCCCUCUUUAUCUAGAGAUGCAUAUUGUGGUGGAUAAAGCUUUGUAUGAUUACUUGGGCUCUGAAAGCAUGAUAGUAACAAAUAAAAUCAUCGAAAUUAUUGGCCUUGUAAAUGCAAUGUUUGCCCAAUUUAAAGUUACUAUUGUGCUGUCAUCGUUGGAGUUAUGGUCAGAUAACAAUAAGAUUUCUACAGUUGGUGAGGCAGAUGAAGUAUUGCAUAGAUUUUUAGAAUGGAAAAAGUCCUAUCUUUCUCUAAGACCUCAUGAUAUUGCAUAUCUAUUCAUCUAUAGAAAUUAUCCAGAUUAUGUGGGGGCAGCAGUUCCUGGAAAGAUGUGUGUUACCCAUUUUUCAGCUGGAAUUGCUAUGUACCCCAAGGAGGUAACUCUGGAGGCAUUUUCCAUUAUUGUUACACAGAUGCUCGGACUGAGUCUGGGAAUAUCAUAUGAUGACACAAAGAAUUGUCAUUGUACAGGAGCUAUCUGUAUAAUGAAUCCAGAAGCUAUGCGAUCAAGUGGUGUCAAGACUUUUAGCAGUUGCAGUUUGAGUGACUUUGAAAAUUUCAUUUCAAAUAUGGGUGCCAAAUGUCUUCAGAAUAAACCCCAAAUGCAAACAGCUCUGAGAGCAAUCUGUGGCAACGGCAAAGUGGAGAGAGGUGAAGUGUGUGACUGUGGUACUGAGGAACAAUGUGGAAAGUCUAGCUGUUGUAAUUUUCGAACUUGUACACUGAAAUCAGGAGCACGGUGUGGUCAUGGAUUAUGCUGCAAGAACUGUCAAAUUGAAAGACAAGGUGUUGAAUGUAGGAAAGCAAGACAUCAUGAAUGUGAUAUUGCUGAGUUUUGUAAUGGAAGCUCACCAGAAUGUCAACCUGAUAUGACUAUACACAAUGGACAUGUAUGUAAACAAAAAUAUGUGUGUUAUGAUGGAGUCUGCCAGGAUACAGAUGCACGGUGUGAGGUCACAUUUGGAAAAGGUUCAAAAAAUGCACCAUUUGCCUGCUAUGAAGAAAUACAGUCUCACGCUGAUAGGUUUGGGAACUGUGGUAAAAUAAGAGGCAAAUUUCAAUCCUGUUCAUGGAGGAAUCUUCAAUGUGGGAGACUAAUUUGUACUUACCCUACACGAAUUCCUUUUCGCAAAGAAAAUGGCGCUGUGAUUUAUGCUUUUGUACGAAAUAAUUUAUGUAUAACCAUAGACUACAGAUUGCCUAAUGCAAAUCAAGAUCCAAUGAAAGUCUCCAAUGGUUCUCAUUGUGAUGAAGGGAGGAUCUGUGUAAAUGGUGAAUGUGUAGAAUCAAGAAUAAUUAAGUCUGAAUCAUCUGUCUGUUCAAAAAAGUGCAACGGACAUGGAGUGUGCACUUCCAAUAAAACGUGCCAUUGUUUUGAAGGCUACCGGCCUCCAUUUUGUGAAACGCGUGGCAGAGAAGCUUCUAGUUUGCCUGAGAAACAGGGUUUAAUCAUGGAAAGAGCUUUUAGGAAGGCUGAAAAGAACCGGUGGCUUCUAGGUUUCUACAUUGCUUUGCCUAUUCUCAUCAUAGCAACCAUAAUAGCUAUUGUUUCAUGGAAGAGUUCAAAAAAGUGGUUCACCAAGGAAGAGGAAUCCUUGAGUAGCGAGUUAGAAGGCAGCACUCACACAUAUGCUAGCAGAUCCAGUUCAGAAAGUAGUGCUCAAACAUAUACCAGCAGAUCCAAAUCACAGGAGAGCACCCAAACACAUAAUAGUAGUAACUAAUAAUUCCUUCAGAAGGCAAUGGAUAUCAGAGAGUAUCUCACUGAGAAAUGAAAAUUUCACCUUUGCUCCCUUGGUCACAGUUGAAGGAAACAAUAAACCGAGU